This is a messenger RNA of Talpa occidentalis (Iberian mole), 1483 nucleotides long. It is a transcript of the gene ABRA, whose product is annotated as actin binding Rho activating protein. Gene Ontology annotation, cellular component: sarcomere. The transcript has 2 exons. Bases 1 to 1143 code for a protein of 380 amino acids. The record is from RefSeq and is a predicted model, not a curated record. Gene Ontology annotation, biological process: positive regulation of Rho protein signal transduction; positive regulation of transcription by RNA polymerase II. NCBI's taxonomy places the organism in Eukaryota, Metazoa, Chordata, Mammalia, Eulipotyphla, Talpidae. Gene Ontology annotation, molecular function: actin binding.
AUGGCUCCAGGAGAAAAGGAACGAGAGGGGCCAGCCAAGAGUACCCUCCGGAAGAUCCGCACAGCCACCUUGGUGAUCAGCUUGGCCAGAGGCUGGCAGCAGUGGGCAAAUGAGAACAAUACCAGGCAAGCCCAGGAACCUGCCGGCUGGCUUCCUGGAGGGACCCAGGACCCACCCCCAGCUCCUAAACCAGUGACACACCCCACUCCCGACCAGAAAGCUCAGAGGGUCCCCACACCUGCCUCUCAAGCACCAGAAGGAUGUGGAGAUGGACAAAACCCAGAGGACAUCACUGAGGUCCCCCAUAUCAAAAGGAAAGAAGUAACAAAAACGGUUGUCAGCAAAGCUUAUGAGAGAGGAGGGGACAUGACCAACCUCAGUCACAGAUAUGAGAAGGACAGUGGCACGCCUGACCCCGAGCAGCCAGAGAAUGACAUUGACAGACUCCUCCACAGCCGUGGCUCCCCAACACGGAGGAGAAAAUGUGCCAACCUGGUAUCUGAACUCACCAAAGGCUGGAAAGAGAUGGAGCAGGAUGAGCCCAACUGGAGGAGCGACAGCAUCGACACAGAAGACAGUGGCUAUGGUGGGGAGGCGGAGGAAAGGCCCGAGCAGGAUGGAGAGCAGGUGGCCACUGCCAGAAUCAAACGUCCCCUGCCCUCCCAGGCAAACAGAUUUAUGGAGAAACUCAGCUGCAAGGCCCAGCAGAAGUACAGCCCAGUUGACAACCUGAAAGGGAAAUGGCAGCAGUGGGCCGAUGAGCACAUCCAAUCUCAGAAGCUCAAUCCUUUCAGUGAGGAGUUUGAUUAUCAGCUGGCCAUGGCCACCCGCCUCCACAAAGGAGAUGAGGGCUACGGCCGUCCUAAGGAGGGGACCAAAACUGCAGAAAGGGCCAAGCGAGCCGAGGAGCACAUCUACAGAGAAAUCAUGGACUUGUGCUUCGUCAUCCGUACAAUGGCUCGCCACAGACGCAACGGCAAGAUCCAGGUUACUUUCGGUGACCUCUUUGACAGAUAUGUUCGUAUUUCAGAUAAAGUCGUGGGCAUUCUCAUACGUGCCAGGAAACACGGGCUGGUUGACUUUGAAGGAGAGAUGUUGUGGCAAGGCCGAGACGACGAUGUUGUGAUUACUCUGCUUGAGUGAGCCUUCAAUAAAGAAGGUCACAUUCGGUCCACUAUUGUCUUGAUAUGAAAUGUUCAUGUAGUAGAAAUUAAAGUGCAAACUUCUUUGUAAUAAAUUAUUAAACAAUUUUGACAUAUAUAACUUUUCGGGACUCUUUAUGAGGGCAUUUGAUGAUUUCGAGAAAGCAUAAGACAUUUUAGAAAGCACAUUGUGUAAUUAGUAUGUACUAGUAAAUAUUUGAAAUUCCACUUAUCUUUUAAGCAAAUAUAUUUGGUGAUUCAUUACAGAUAUUUAAUAUUAUAUCUAAGAAGAGUGCUGACUUCAACAGCAGCAAAAUAUUUCAUUUACAAAAAAGAUUCCA